AUGAUAUGUCGUAAGCCCUACAACUGGGACUAUGAAUUUGGAGGUUACUGGUGGGACAGGAGGUAUCGCCCCCAUCCAAACACUCGCGGCAAAGCAACUAUCUGUAAGAAGAUGGCGGGCCAAUGUGUGGAUGUAAAGGUGGAGGACAAACCACAGACGGUGGAGUUUAGGUUUUGUGUGACUCCUGCAGACAAUGGAACAGUUUAUCUGUGCCAGGGUGGAUACGUUACCUACCGACUGAUCAUCUAUGUCAAAGAGCGUCCACCUCCACCCAAACCCAUCGGACCUGCUCCGUCCCGUCCACCAAGCAUCAACACUAACUUGGUCAUUGUGGUCAUCGUGACCAUCAUCAUCCUGCUCAUGCUCAGCUUCGCCAUUGGUAUCAACCACUGUAAGGCUCGGAACCUCCGUCAGUGGUAUCGAACGCUGUUUGCCAGACGAGCGCCGCUGUCAGCCGUUGACGCCCACGCCAACAUGUACGCCAAUGCCAUCGCCCAGUACUACAGCCAGCAGCGUAGUGCCAUAGCCUCGCCCACCGCCGGAGGAAACACCGAGGAAUCUUCAAGCAGCUCCGAUGAUGAGUUCGAGGAGCUUCCUGUUCCACUGAACAUCAACAAAGACAAGAACGAGUAUGUGAUGGUGAAAGUGCGCGAAGCGGGAAAGUUUCUGCCUAAGAUGAGCCGCGUGAAGGGCGUGGGUGUGAAAAUGAUGUCAAUUGGCCACGUGAAGCUGCAUGGAGCACGCUGA
Messenger RNA from Sphaeramia orbicularis (orbiculate cardinalfish), 747 nucleotides. RefSeq lists its product as uncharacterized. Lineage: Eukaryota; Metazoa; Chordata; Actinopteri; Kurtiformes; Apogonidae. The transcript is spliced from 7 exons. The record is from RefSeq and is a predicted model, not a curated record. Bases 1 to 747 code for a protein of 248 amino acids.